ACAGAACUGACGAGCAAAGCUUGUGACGGGUAGUUGGGUGGGAGAGGCAACGAGGGGGAGUGCUUACAGGGAACCCACAUUCCACGCUGGACACUUGACUGUGUUGUAUUGUCUGAACUUACUCUAGACGGUUUUAUUGCACCCUGUCAUGAUGGCUGUUGCUCUCUUGCUAAUAAUCUUCGGGUGUAUAGUGCAGAGCCAGGGUCAGGCUUACCAACCUUACGGCACCCACGCGCCCGUUCCAGUGGUCACCCCCACGACCUCUACUGUUACAGCUGAGACGACCCUGACCCACACGCUGCGGGAGACGACGACCUCUGACGUGUGGGUUACAGAGCAGACGGCGAUCACCCUGACAGUCACCCAGACAACCACCCAAUGGGACUUUGUUCCCCAGUAUCCACAGACGGUGACCUCUGUGAUAAGGGUCACCUCCACACCGGUAGUGGUUGAGACGGCUACGGUGGGGGUCAACCCAGUGAGCACAAUGGUGUCCAUCUACAGUCAGUUCGUCACCACCACAGAUACUGCUAAAUACUGGCAGACCAUAACCCACGUCGCUGUCACUCACGAGAUCCAGACUGUUCCGGUGGUGACCACACAAGAGCUUUAUCAAGAGAUAGUAACUACGGUCACCCAGAUAGUAACGACGACGGUUACCUCCUCCACUGCAAGAUACUAUGCUUGAUCUUCUUGCCUUUUGUUUAAUUCGUCUAGUAAUUCUUAAUGUUAAAUACUCUAUUUGGAGUGAAAUAAAUGUACUAAACUUGGGUCCUAAUAAAAUGAAUGUUGCAAUA
Molecule: messenger RNA, 797 nt
Organism: Procambarus clarkii (red swamp crayfish)
Lineage: Eukaryota; Metazoa; Arthropoda; Malacostraca; Decapoda; Cambaridae
Source: RefSeq, a predicted model, not a curated record